GGGAGUGGCCAGUUAUGUGGUAUGGCAGAAAUGACUGGCCCAGUGGAUUUUCACAGAGAUGUGGAUUUCGAUUUCCGGCUGCGAGAUAAACGGAGUGGAAGCUUUCCGGUGAAGUGGCACUUCAUAAAGGAUUUGGCAAACUUAAAAAAUUUUAGGUUCACCAUAUUGCACAACAGUGAGAACAUGCCAAGGACUGACAACAGAGACAUACAAAGGUUAAGCUACAAGAAAGGUCUGCGGAUGCAUAACAUAUUCAAGCGCCGUACGUCGACAACAUCCCUACUCGACUCAACUGGAUGCGAGAAAUCUCUCCAAUGAGUAGGGGCGGAUCCUGGAUUCAUCUUUAGGGGGCUGAAUUUAUUAUCGUGUCACGUUUUUCAUUGAAUUUCUGCUGCUUUAUACUGUGUAGUGUGGAGUGUUGUCGACGCAUUUUGUACAACAUCGUAUUUCAGACGAAGCAACACUUUCAAGAACAUUUCUUCCUUUCCAUCAAUAAUCUCAAAAUGGA
This is a messenger RNA of Salvia miltiorrhiza (redroot sage), 508 nucleotides long. Its product is annotated as YTH domain-containing protein ECT3-like. The record is from RefSeq and is a predicted model, not a curated record. NCBI's taxonomy places the organism in Eukaryota, Viridiplantae, Streptophyta, Magnoliopsida, Lamiales, Lamiaceae. Gene Ontology annotation, cellular component: cytoplasm. The transcript is spliced from 2 exons. Gene Ontology annotation, biological process: mRNA destabilization. Gene Ontology annotation, molecular function: mRNA binding. Bases 22 to 318 code for a protein of 98 amino acids.